Molecule: messenger RNA, 1554 nt
Organism: Daldinia childiae
Lineage: Eukaryota; Fungi; Ascomycota; Sordariomycetes; Xylariales; Hypoxylaceae
Product: Signal recognition particle 54 kDa protein like protein
Exons: 2
Coding region: 1-1554 (517 amino acids)
Biological process (GO): SRP-dependent cotranslational protein targeting to membrane, translocation; SRP-dependent cotranslational protein targeting to membrane
Cellular component (GO): cytosol; signal recognition particle, endoplasmic reticulum targeting
Molecular function (GO): ATP hydrolysis activity; 7S RNA binding; GTP binding
Source: RefSeq, a predicted model, not a curated record
AUGGUUCUCCAAGACCUUGGUCGCCGCAUUAGCGGUGCCCUACACGAUGUUACCCGCGCACCUAACCUCGACGAAAAGGCCUUCAAAGCCAUGCUUAACGAGAUCUCUGGCGCCCUACUCGAAGCCGACGUUAACGUGCGACUUGUUAGCAAGCUAAAAAACUCGAUUAGUACUACGGUCAAUUUUAAAGACCUCCCACCCGGCGUUAAUAAGAAACGAUUAAUCCAAAAAGCCGUAUUCGACGAGUUGGUCAAGCUCGUUGAUCCUCAUGCCGAACCGUUCAAGCCUAAGAAAGGCAAAUCAAAUGUUAUCAUGUUCGUUGGUUUACAGGGUGCCGGAAAGACUACCACAUGUACGAAGCUCGCACGACAUUACCAGGCAAGAGGCUUCCGUGCAUGUUUGGUCUGUGCCGAUACCUUCCGAGCUGGUGCUUUCGACCAGCUGAAGCAGAACGCGACCAAGGCGAAGAUCCCAUACUACGGUUCCUUAACCGAGACCGACCCGGCCAAGGUCGCUAGGGAGGGAGUAGAGAAGUUUAAGAAGGAACGAUUCGAGGUUAUCAUCGUGGAUACUUCAGGACGUCACCGACAGGAAUCGGCACUGUUCCAGGAGAUGGUAGAUAUUCAAGAAGCCGUAAAACCCGACGAGACGAUAAUGGUUCUUGACGCCUCCAUCGGUCAACAAGCCGAGGCGCAGGCGAAAGCUUUCAAAGACGCAGCAGAUUUUGGAGCCAUCAUAAUCACCAAGACGGACGGCCACGCGAGCGGUGGUGGUGCUAUCUCCGCUGUUGCGGCGACGCAUACGCCCAUCGUCUUCAUCGGUACAGGAGAGCAUAUGUUAGAUCUGGAAAGAUUUGCCCCGCAGCAGUUUGUGAAUAAGCUACUAGGAAUGGGAGACAUGGCAGGUUUGGUAGAGCACGUACAAUCUUUGAAGCUCGAUCAAAAGGAGACGAUCAAGCACAUAACGGAAGGUAUAUUCACAGUAAGAGAUCUCCGAGAUCAGCUCAGCAACAUCAUGAAAAUGGGACCUCUAUCCAAGAUGGCCGGUAUGAUCCCCGGCAUGUCCAAUCUCCCAGGAAUGGCAGGUAUGGAUGACGAGGAGUCAAGCUCUCGGUUAAAACGCAUGAUCUACAUAUGCGAUAGUAUGACCGAGAAAGAGCUCGACUGCGACGGCAAGAUGUUCAUCGAGCAGCCAACUCGUAUGACGAGGGUGGCUCGCGGUAGCGGCGUCAGCGUCAGGGAAGUCGAGGACUUGCUCACCCAGCAGCGGAUGAUGGCUGGCAUGGCUAAGAAGAUGGGAGGUAGCAUGAAAAAUAUGCAGAGAGCGCAGCAGGCGAUGGGAGGAGGAAACAAGGCACAACAGAUGGCAGCCAUGCAGAAGAGAUUGCAGAGUAUGGGCGGUGCUGGUGGAAUGCCGGAUAUGGCAAGCCUCGCGAAGAUGUUUGGCGGAGGCGGCGGCGGAGGUGGAUUGCCUGGCGGUAUGGACAUGCAGAAGAUGAUGGAAAGUAUGGGAAUGGGCGGUAUGAUGGGCGGCGGACGAGGCGGCAGGCGGUAA